Molecule: messenger RNA, 1907 nt
Organism: Moneuplotes crassus
Lineage: Eukaryota; Ciliophora; Spirotrichea; Euplotida; Euplotidae
Source: the annotation of a GenBank genome assembly
AUUAACUAUAAAUAGGAACUCAAUAUGACUGAAGCAAAGAGCUUGAGAAGCCCAAUGGUUAAGAGGAGGAUAGCGUUCUCUUCAAACAGAAGAUUGGAUACUAUUUCGGCAUUUAUUUCACCAUCAAGCAUGAACUCGACAUAUUAUGGAAGUAGUAAUGCGAUUUUACAUGAUGAAGGCACACUAUAUUCUUCUAAUAGCAAAGAGUCUCUUUCAAAGAUUGAGAAGACUCUUAGAGGUCAGAAGAACAACUUACCGUUCAGUGAUGGCAUGUUCACCAGCUUCAACGGUGAGAAGACCGGUAGUGGACUAUGGAAAGAGCUCCUCAACUUCACACAGGGCAGGAGUAAAACAUACGCCAUCCCGAACUACAUAAUUUCCAAAUAAGUGCAAGGAUGAGAUUAGAGUGCUUAUAAAAUCCUUUCAGGUUUCGACUGAUUUGAUAUUACAGGACUAUGAGGUGUUUCGAAGGUAUAUCUAUGAAAAAUAAGAUCAAUCCAAUGGCCAACAGAUCUUCAGGUAAAAUCGAAGAGGAUGAGACAUACCAGAUGUUCAUUAAACUUGCCAACAGUGUUGACUUCUACUGCCAGAUGAAGGAUGAAUUCCACUGAAAGUUAGACAUGAAAUCUCCGACCAAACAGUGGCAGAAUACUAUAAUUCCAGGAGAAAUGCUACAUAAAAUUAAGGAGAAAUGUAAGAGCAAGAAGAAGGCCAUCUCCAACCUCGACAAAAACAAAACACUGACUGAGAAAGCCCAAGAUAAAACUGUGAGGAGUUACGUGUCUUGCAUAAAGGAAAAAACCAAGAAGAGAGGCCUUAGCGCUUUUGAUAUCAGGAUUCAUACAGACCAAAAGGAGAAAGCAAUGUCUAAUAAAUCAAAAUUACAGAAGAAACCAAAGUUCAGAAUGUCUACAGUGGUCAAAGAUUUCAUGCAGUCUGAAACGUAUAAAUUACUGAUAGAGAAAAGAAAGAAUAUCAAUGAAGGUAACAAAAGUAAGGAAGAUAUCAACGGGGAUGAAAAUAAGGAAGAAGAAAAUGAUGCUUCUAAAGAGACUGAAAACUCUCAUGAUAAAACUCCUGACCCUGGAAUAUCCCAUGAGAAGCGCAGAGGCAUUUUGUUUAGGUCCAGUACUCUACAACAAAAGCAAGAACAUCCUGCAAACGUGACACCUCCUCCGAGAGCUUAUCAAAUGCUAGGGCUUGAUGUCUUCCGCAAAAACUAUAUGGAUCCAAUGAGUUUAAAUCUGGAGUCAAAAUCUUCUUCAGCUUCAGUCAGCUCAACAGACAGCCCAAAGACUAAAAGGUCAAGGAACAAAGAGGAACGCAAGAAAAGAGUGUUCUCCAACACCAAAGUUGAGAAGCAGCAGAUCAACUUUUUCGUUCAUAAGGCUCCAAGGCUAACAUUGCUUGAGAAGAAGAAAAUUAUGCAGAAGAGGAAAACUAAUAACUUAGCUCCACUAAACGCUAGAUUUACGCUCAAGUUCAACGCUCAGAAGAAAUUUCCUAGCAGAAGGGAUACUUUCACAGAAAAACCGCCUAUAUCACAAGAUAUUGUUAGAAAGCUGAACAAGACUAGGAUCUCAAAACUUAGAACAUCAAGGAUGGUGAUUGCUCAAAAUGAAACAAAUAAAAUGAAAGGGAGGAACACAUUUAUAUCUCCAGUUAGGCAGUCGAAGCUGCCAACCAAUAUCAGUAUCCCAUUAGAAACAAUUGUGGAGAAUAAGACUCCAAAGAACAUUGGCAUGAAGAGCAUAAUCUCUCCUAUAAGGAUACCGAAUAAGUCUAAACAGAAGGGACAGCCUAGUCCUGUUCUUGGGAAAUUAAGGUUUGUUCCCAAAAGGCCUAGGAGACAUCUUUCAAAUAACCCUACUUUACGUAAUCUUUUCUAAGAACUAUCUUACUAAAAA